Messenger RNA from Pseudoliparis swirei, 3697 nucleotides. Its product is annotated as GTP-binding protein 2-like. The record is from RefSeq and is a predicted model, not a curated record. The transcript is spliced from 12 exons. The coding region runs from base 180 to 2006 and encodes 608 amino acids. NCBI's taxonomy places the organism in Eukaryota, Metazoa, Chordata, Actinopteri, Perciformes, Liparidae. Gene Ontology annotation, biological process: translational elongation. Gene Ontology annotation, molecular function: translation elongation factor activity; GTP binding; GTPase activity.
UGGACUGUUGUUGUUCGUUUUGAAGAGUUUGGAGCGCUUUGUUUUUAUUUGUGGGUCCGUGAGCUACCGAGCGCAGGCUUAUUCCACUCAAAUACCACUACCCGCGUACCUGGGCGGAGGUUUACUUGAACAACAGAGCGUAUCCGGUUGUUAGUAGUAGUGAGGUCCCAAAGUAGCCGAUGGAUGAGCGGGUAUCGGAGUUAUUUGGCUCAGGAAAUGGACACUGCUCUGGAUCUCAAGGUGUCGCGUCCAACGUCAAGCCGGGGAAUGGCUUCGGGGUGGCCCCCCAAAAAGCGUGCGUGAAUAACAACAAGAAGGCUCGGUUCUCCCGCAACUUCAAACCGAGCAACAACACUCCGUAUGUACUACCACCGGAGGCUGAAGAGGGAAACAUAGAGUACAAGCUGAAGCUGGUAAACACCACGCAAUACCGCUUUGAGCACCUGGCCACACAAAUGAAAUGGCGACUACAGGAGGGUCGAGGCGAAGCUGUCUAUCAAAUAGGGGUCGAGGACAAUGGGAUGCUGGCGGGACUUUCAGAGGAAGAUCUGAGGACUUCACUGAAUACGCUCCAUAAGCUGGCAGAGAAGGUUGGCGCCGAAAUCACUGUUCUCCGAGAAAGAGAGGUGGACGAUGACUCUGAUGUACCUCGAAAGAUUGCUGAAGUUCUCAUUCGCAAAGUGCCAGAUGACCAGCAGUUCUUGGACCUGCGAGUAGCUGUUCUGGGUAAUGUGGACGCCGGCAAGUCCACUCUGUUGGGGGUUUUGACACAGGGUGAGCUGGACAAUGGACGGGGAAGAACACGGCUCAACCUCUUCAGGCACCUGCACGAGAUCCAGACCGGACGCACCUCCAGCAUCAGCUUCGAGAUCCUCGGCUUCAACAGCAAAGGAGAGGUUGUGAAUUACAGCGACUCGCGGACAGCAGAGGAUAUUUGUGAGAGUGCCUCUAAAAUGAUCACAUUCAUUGAUCUGGCGGGUCACCACAAGUACCUUAAGACCACCAUCUUUGGCCUCACCAGCUACUGCCCGGAUUUCGCUAUGCUGGUCGUCAGUGCAAAUACUGGCAUUGCUGGAACGACACGGGAGCAUCUCGGACUGGCCAUGGCCCUGAAGGUGCCCAUCUUCAUCGUCAUCAGUAAGGUGGACCUCUGUACGCGCGCCACCGUGCAGCGCACUGUGCGGCAGCUGGAGCGUGUCCUCAAGCAGCCGGGCUGCAACAAGGUGCCCAUGGUUGUUAGCGGUGCAGACGAUGCCGUCACAGCAGCGCAGCAGUUCGCCCAGUCGCCCAACAUCACGCCCAUCUUCACCUUGUCCAGUGUGUCUGGCGAGAGUCUCGACUUGCUCAAGGUCUUCUUCAACAUCCUCCCUCCUCUCAGCAGCAGCAAGGAGCAGGAGGAGCUCAUGCAACAGCUGACUGAGUUUCAGGUGGAUGAGAUCUUCACGGUGCCAGAGGUGGGGACGGUGGUGGGGGGGACUCUGUACAGUGGUAUUUGCCGUGAGGGGGAUGAUCUUGUAGUAGGGCCCACAGACUCGAGCCAUUUCCACAAGUUGACCAUUGAGAGCAUCCAAAGGAACCGCUCGGGAUGCAGGGUCCUCAAAGCCGGCCAGGCUGCCACACUCGCCCUGGGAAACUUUGACCGAUCACUGCUACGCAAGGGCAUGGUGAUAGUGAGUCCAGAAAUGGAUCCUACCAUCUGCUGGAUGUUUGAGGCUGAGAUUGUGCUGCUCUUCCAUGCCAAGACGUUCCACAAGGGCUUCCAGGUUACUGUGCACAUUGGCAAUGUGAGACAGACCGCCACUGUGGAAGCUGUAUACGAAAAGGAGGAGCUGAGGACAGGGGAGAAAGCAGUGGUUCUCUUCAAGUUCAUCAAGCACCCAGAAUACCUGAAGGUGGGAGCUAAGGUGCUCUUCAGAGAGAGCGUGACGAAAGGUAUCGGCCACGUCACCAAGUUGCAGCCCAUCGCCCAGAACCGGCUGUCCCACAGCGAGGACGACGAAGCCUAAAGUCUCUUGGAGAAAACGACAAAAAACACCGCCCCGCCCCCAAAACAGGUGCUUUAAGAACCUUCUGCUUCCUCCGAAGACCACUCUGUCCUGUUCCCCUGCGCAGUAAAUCUCUGUCACAGAAGCCUAUGUCACCAUCCUCCUCAUUCGUCCCCCGCAGCCUUUUAAAUGACCGCAGAUUUGUUCUUUGACUGCUUUCUGGUAUGACGGUCUAAAGAGUGUUUAGCUUUCUACAGCACUGAUGAGAGGAAGGCCCUCGGGCGCCUCUGUAACACUUCCACCCAGCAACAUCUGCCAAAGUGAGAUUGAGUGUCAAGAACACACACUUGUAAGUGCUGCAGACAGUUUACACCUGAACGCAAUCCUAACACACACACACACACACUUGGCACUGCAACAUAACAACAUGCCAGUGUUGAUAUACCUUCGGCGUAUUAUUGUUAACGAACAGUUGCAAGCGUGCGAUGCUUGAACCUGAAGGUGUAUCACCGUUGUCUCUGUUGUCAUGGCUCCCAGCAGCUCGUCCGUGUGACCACUGACCAGCAUAGCGCCUCACUCAUAAGGAUAAGCCUCGCUGCAUUUUAAUACGCUCCACUUUUCUUAGGAACCACAAAUGUAUUAUCUGGGAUAAGAGUCAAAUGUGGUGUUCAGACGCAGCUCGUCAGCUGUAUAUCAAUGAAACCACCUCGCUUUAAGCUAUUAUAUAGCUGACAGGCGCACGUUCUGACCGUCAAGAGAGUAUAGGGAUGUAUGCGAAGUUCAGCCUGCCAACAUAACUCAGAUUGGCAAUCACGUUGUACGUUUUUUUUAAUUCACAAAUGCCUCACGCCAGUGCAGUACGGUGGCAAUGAUCUUGCUGCCUGUCUGUUCAAGUGCUUUAGUUCCUCAGGUGAGUUUGGGUGUCAUGGUGGACAACAGUCCUCUCUCUCACUCCUCCAGUGGAGGUUUCUGCUGCUGACUUGCGGGGUGAAGAAGAUUUGAGGUAUAAAAAAAAAGGCAAUAGUUUCUCCCAAAGAGAUGUUUGAUUACGGAUUAUAUAGUAUGUGAAGCUUUGUUUUAAAAUAUGAUGUUUGAAGAACUUGAUGUCAUCUGUUCGUUUAAGUUACUGAUGUCACUGAAUCAGACUCGUGGAACGACCGCUUGAGUAGCCGACCAUUACAACCCAAAGUUGUACAACUUAGUAAAGACAUGUAAUUAAGUUGCUGGGUGCUAUUCCUCCAAACAGCUUUUUGAUAUUUAGAAGACGGCCUUAAAAAGUAAUGUUAUUCGCUACCGUGUCUUCAUGUCUUACUAUAUAGCAUGUUUGUAUGACUUCUUUGUUGUCAGUGAGGACAACUGAAAUGUGUGACAUGUUUAGUUUCACCCGCAUUGUUGUUGCACACAUUCUGUGCACUCAGAAGAAAAAUGUGUAGUCUUUAUGAAUAGCAUCAGGUGUUGGUUAGUUUUUUUGCAUCUGAGAAGUAUUUUAUAGAUUUUUCAUAGUUCCAGAUUUUACAAUAUAUUCAAUGUUUUUCACUGUUCUCGUUCCUUAUGGCAGCGACACGCUUUCAUGUUUUUUAAAUCACGUUCAAGACCUUUUCCUUUUCAAAAAUGUACUAUUUUGAUUAUUUGGGUGAAAUGCAAUCUUUGUGUACAUAUCUAAUUAAUGUAUCAUAUUGUACAUGAAUUAAAGUUCUAUUGUCUAGCAGGUA